ACAAAAAUUUUAUAUAUAAACCUCAAACACAAUCAAAAAUUUCAAUCAUUCACAUUCCACAUUCAAGAUGCACCCCAUCACCAUAGCAACGCUGCUCCUGGUCGCCAUGGCAACCGUCGCCCAGGGGGGAAACUCGCAUUUUUUCCAGUACGCCAACGUCCCCGCUUGGAACGCGUAUGAGUUUGGGUAUAAUCGGGGAAAUCAACAUCAUUUCACGUCGAGGUUCGAAAAGGCUCAUGGAUGGACUUUUAAGACGAAGGUCCGCUGGGGAGACAAGCACGGGUGGGGCGAGUCCUACUGGGACUAUAACCAUGGUGACGAGAAGAAAAAAGGAGGAGAAAAAAAGGGGUGGGGCCACCACCACGGAUCCUCCUCGAACCUCGAAGAACAGGCGGUCCUCCCCCGAAACGAUAACUUCCAGAGUUCCGAACAACUACAAGGAGAACCCGAACAAGUACAAACCAUCCCCCGUCCCCCCCACCGACCACGCCCCCUGCGCCCCCUCCAUCGCUCCUCCGCCCCCCACCCCCCACGGAAUACAAAUCACGUGACGAAUAUUACCCCGCCAAUUAUUAAUUUAUCAUAUUUUUUAUUACUCUUUUUGUUAUAAAUUUAUUUUUAAAUUAAA
This is a messenger RNA of Folsomia candida, 628 nucleotides long. RefSeq lists its product as uncharacterized. The record is from RefSeq and is a predicted model, not a curated record. Bases 68 to 610 code for a protein of 180 amino acids. Lineage: Eukaryota; Metazoa; Arthropoda; Collembola; Entomobryomorpha; Isotomidae. The transcript has 2 exons.